UUCCAAAGAAUAUAACACAAAUAAAUUUUCACAAAAUUAUUAGAAACUUUAUAAAGGGUACACAUAUGUAAUUGAUGCAACAAUUGUGUUGCAACUUCAAAGCGACUCAUAUCUCCACUUCGCCGUCUUCUACUUGUCACAAGUUCACAAUUUUCAAGAAACUAACACCCAAUCCGAGCUGGAAAACAACUGGGUCUUCACUCUCCAAGAUCAUCCCUUCAUUGAGAUCAUAAUUUGGGAACAAAUACAUGGUCAAAUUGGGAAUUUUUCAUUGAGUUUUGUUUUGUUUUGUUUUGUUUUGUUUUGCAGAGGUGUUUGUUUCAUCAAGUGAAUAUUGAGAGAAUUCUUGAUAGUUUUGAUCCAAAGAUGCCACUUUCAGAGUUGUAUAGAUCUGUUGAUGGAAAGAAUGAAUCUUCACAACAAAAAUCUACUGAUGUUUCAUAUAUACCGAACGAUGAAUACGUAGAAUUAAUAUGGGAAAAGGGUCAGGUUAUGAUGCAGGGUCAGUCUAGUAAAGCGAAAAAGACGCCAGUUUCGAGUAAUUUUCAGUUUCAAACAUCGAAAAUUCAAGAAAAAGAUGGUAUUUUGGAUGCGACCAUACCCGGGAUGGGAUCAAAUCAAGAUGAUGAUAUGGUGGCUUGGUUGAAUUAUCCCCUCGACGAUUAUUGCGCUGAUCUGUUACCCGAGUUAUCCGGUGUGACCGUUCACGAACCCACCAUGCAUAACAGUCUGAGUAUGAUUGAAAAGAGGGUUAAUAGUAAUAAAGAUCCAAGUUCAGUUAUUGGUUCAAGAGGUAGCCACUUGUUUUCAUUUUCAGAUCCGACGGUCAGAUCAGGAGUUUCGGAUAUCGGUAAUAGUAAUUGUAGAAGUAAGCGGAUUGAAAAAGUGGCGCAGAAACAAGAUUCGGUUCCACCUUGUUCCACUUCAACGGUGUUGAAUUUUUCUCAUUUUUCAAGACCGGCUGCUAAGGCUAUGGCUAAAGCGAAUGUUCAGAAUCUUGACACGAAGGGUGCACGGAAGGAAAUUGGUCAACCUAGUUUGGAUUUGGUCAAAGUAGGGUUAGACCCGCCAGGGAGUAAGCCUCGUGAUGAGCCACAUUGUGUUGACAAGUCAACUAACGAUGUGAAUGGAGGUAAAGAAAGUGUAAAGUACAAUGAGCCGAUUGGUGCAGCUUCUUCUGUUUGCUCGGGGAAUAGUGCUGAGAGAGCUUCUAAUGAUUUGACGAAAAAUUCUAAGAGAAAAUCGCGCGAUAUGGAAGAUUCUGAGUCACAAAGUCAUGAUGAUGAAGAAGAAUCUUUGGGCCCUAAAACAGCAAGUGCUUCUCGAAGUGGUUCAGGUUCUAAGCGAAGCCGAGCUGCUGAAGUUCAUAAUUUGUCUGAAAGGAGGCGAAGGGAUAGGAUAAAUGAAAAGAUGCGUGCGCUCCAGGAACUCAUACCAAACUGCAACAAGGUGGAUAAAGCAUCAAUGCUUGAUGAGGCGAUCGAGUAUUUGAAGACGCUUCAACUUCAAGUACAGAUUAUGUCAAUGGGAGCUGGAUUAUGCAUGCCCCCGAUGAUGUUCCCGACCGGAAUGCAACAUAUGCAUCCUCCCCAUUUCUCCCCCAUGGGAAUGGGAAUGAGUUACGGAAUGGGAAUGGGAAUGGGAAUGGGAAUAGGAAUGGGAAUGGAGAUGAAUGGUGGCCCGCAUAUGUUUCCGUUUACUCCUACUACUACACAGGGGUCACGCCACCCUGUCCCUUCUCCGUCCAUUUACGGGCAUCCUAGUCAAGGUAUGCCCAUGUUACAGCAACCACCAAUGACCGGGAUUCCUAUGUAUCCUGGUGGUCGACCAGUCGAUGUUCCAGAUGUGGGUCACGGCUCCAAGGACCAAAUGACGCAUAUAUCUAGUCAGUCUCAAGAUGCAAACAAGAGCCUUAACCAGUCAACUUCUGCUGAUACAAAAGAUCAACUUUUAGAAGGUGUUGAUUAAACAUUGUGUUGACUUUCUUGCACUGACUAUUUUGGAAGCAUCAACAUCCAUUACGAUCCGCACGGUGAUUUGAGUGUCGGGGAUGAGAUGUAUUGGGUCGUUUUCGGUUGUGAAUCGUCCCAUGAUAGUGGUUAUAUGGUGUCGGUACAGUUGAAAGCGUUUGUUAUAAAUUAUUAAGGUGAUAACCAACUUCAAAGUUAAUGAAAUAGCAAUUGUAUUUUCAUGUCUGGCCUCCUGUAUCUUUCACAUUAUGACUAUACAACCGGUUCGGUUGACAACUAUUGAACUGGUCCGGUUGAGAACCA
Messenger RNA from Helianthus annuus (common sunflower), 2273 nucleotides. RefSeq names its product transcription factor PIF3. The transcript is spliced from 9 exons. Lineage: Eukaryota; Viridiplantae; Streptophyta; Magnoliopsida; Asterales; Asteraceae. The coding region runs from base 367 to 1968 and encodes 533 amino acids. Gene Ontology annotation, biological process: regulation of DNA-templated transcription. Gene Ontology annotation, molecular function: DNA-binding transcription factor activity; protein dimerization activity. The record is from RefSeq and is a predicted model, not a curated record.